Molecule: messenger RNA, 1896 nt
Organism: Suillus bovinus
Lineage: Eukaryota; Fungi; Basidiomycota; Agaricomycetes; Boletales; Suillaceae
Product: Endonuclease/exonuclease/phosphatase
Exons: 8
Coding region: 461-1801 (446 amino acids)
Molecular function (GO): poly(A)-specific ribonuclease activity
Source: RefSeq, a predicted model, not a curated record
CUUCAUAAUCAAGAUGCACUAUAGUGAGACCGGUGACGCGGCUCUGCCAUCUUGAUACGACGACAUCAGUGUAGUCUAGCUUGACACGUUUAAUCAGGUCGAAAUUCCCAUAAGCCUCAAAGUUAUCAUGGGGGGCAGCUGAGCCAUCUAGAGAAAGUGACAUCGAUGAGACGGAUGAUUGGGAGAAGCGGCGAGAGGAAAGGAAGGGAAGAUUGCGAUUAGCGCCGGUUUGCAGUUGGACUGGUGAUUUUAACAGUCCGAUGCGUCUCCGAGAGAGAGAAGUCAGCCGGGACGCCGUUAACAGUCGCUGCAUUCACUCGAGUUGAUUUUUCUGAGCGGAACAGUGCUCUUUACGUCAGCACUUACUUAGGUCCAAUUUUAUACUACUUGCUCGUGCAUGUGACUACAACCGAGGACGCCGUCUCCUGCAUUCUCUCGCGCGCGUUUCUCAAGGCCAUUAAUGGAGACAAAGCGUAUGUUUGAUUACAAGCCAACGCCCGAGCAAUUGGCUCUUGCAGAGGAACGGCGUAUGCAGCGCAAAGCAAAGAAAUUGCAGCAACAGAAUACCCAAAAUCAUGCUAAUCUCCCUCCACUGUUUCUCUCAAGGCCAUGGAAAUCUUUGCCAGUCACUCAGACUGCACCCCAUUCCACCAUCAAGGUCGUGUCCUGGAAUCUUCUUGCUCAAUGUUUGAUUCGCUCGAACCUCUUUCCAACAAGUUCAAAGGCCCUUAAAACUUCUCACAGGGAGCCUAUGAUACAUGCAGAGAUUCUGUCCCAUUCUGCAGAUAUAAUGUGCUUGCAGGAAGUGGAUCGCCUAGAAAAGCUUUCUCCUAUUCUAGAACAAGCAGGGUAUUCCUCCGCUCAUGCUGCAGGCCCUGGAAAGCAGCAUGGCUGCCAUAUUGCUUAUAAGCAAAACAAAUACAAUCGAGUGGACGAACUUGUAAUUGAGUACGACAAGCAGGAAGUGCGUGAGGAUUCUUCCAGUCCUGCUGCACGUAUUGGAUCCAGUCGCGUUACUAGAAACAUCGGUUUCAUGGUCGCGUUGGCUGAAGUUGGUGCCGACCACCAAGGUGUCAUUGUUGCAACCACCCAUUUGUUUUGGCAUCCUGCAUUCACGUACGAAAGGGCAAGGCAGGUUGGUAUCCUCAUUCGAGAAGUCCUUAAAUUCCGACAGUCUAUGAAACUUGAUCAUUGGCCCUGCAUCAUCGCUGGUGACUUCAACUUUACUCCCGAUGACCCGGCAUACUCCUUGCUUGUUGGCGAUCCGCUUACUGAGGCCCAGUCUCAGCGUUUGCAUAUGUCUCGUGUUAUCCAUAUAACCAUUGAUCCAACUGUACCACCAACUACCAAGAAGGCAGACGAUGAAGAGGGAGAUGGUUCAGAGGCUGAUCCUGACAAGGUCAUUAAUAAUUCCAGAUUAGCCACUUCAUCAGACGGACUGCUAUCCGACCUUGAACUUGUGUCACUAUUCAGAAAUGGUGCCAAGCUUCGGAGCGCAUAUGAUGAAGGUCAAAGAGCUCGGAGAGACAACGGCACCCCAGGUGAUUUGUACACAUUUGGCGAGCGAGUCUCUUUGCACCCGACCAGACUCGGAGCUCAUGAGCCAAUGUGGACUAGUUACACACAUUACUGGAAGACGACGCUAGAUUAUAUUUUCUUCAUGGACACACCCAAACACAGCAUAAAUGUGGCGGGCUACCUCAACCCACAUCGUGCCACUGAUAUGGAAGUAGGCCUUCCUCAGAUUGGCAUUUGCGGAAGUGAUCACGUCUCUCUUUGUGCGGAACUCCUUGUAUCGUGAUAGAUUACAACGUCGAGGAGGUAUGUGGCAUAACCUGUCUAGGGUAUUUCAAAUGGAAUGGAGCCCACCCAGCAUUGGUAAAUGGGCUGAAAAAG